AUGUCGCUGCGCAUCGUCCCCGCCAACUCCAACCCCAAAACCUUCUCCCACACUUCGCACUCCUCGUCUGCGCCCUCCGCGCCCGGCGUUCACGACACCCUCCGCCACGGCGUCGGCAUCAACCCCCACGACGCCAAGUCCAACACACCCGUCUCCGCCCAUCCCCUCGAGGCCCGCCUCAAGAACUGGGAGGCUACUCAGGAGGCCCUGCGUAUGGAGACCCUGCGACGCACCUUUGGUAUCGCCGAGCCUAUUCGCCGCGGCAUGGAGCUCAAGAUCGUCCGCGAUGGCGAGUGGCGGCCCAUGGCCCUCGCUGGUGGCCUCCCCAGCCUCCACGAGGAGAUUCUCAAGGGCCGUGAGGAUAUGAUUACCUGGGAGGACAUCUACACUGGCGAUGAGACUAGGGGUGUUGCCGGUUUCCACGAUGAGAUGGAGAAGAAGCUCAAGAUUCAGUAA
This is a messenger RNA of Ilyonectria robusta, 456 nucleotides long. Its product is annotated as proteasome maturation factor UMP1. The coding region runs from base 1 to 456 and encodes 151 amino acids. Gene Ontology annotation, biological process: proteasome assembly. The transcript is spliced from 2 exons. The record is from RefSeq and is a predicted model, not a curated record. Gene Ontology annotation, cellular component: nucleus; cytoplasm. NCBI's taxonomy places the organism in Eukaryota, Fungi, Ascomycota, Sordariomycetes, Hypocreales, Nectriaceae.